AUGUCAGGCCUGACGCCCCCAUUUCCAUCUGUGGAGGAUGUCCCAUCUUCUCCGGGGAACCUCGAGGAUCGUGGCUCUGAAUCCAGAACACCAUUCGCCGCCGCUUCCCCAGUAACUCCGAGCCCCCGCACCGGCUCAAGUCAAUCCACAUCAGCACAUGACUGGGAAAGCUUUCCUUGGUCUCAGUCCCCCGACCUAACAAUAUCUGAGCGGAAGGGGCGACCAGAGUCCUGGAUCUGGCAGCAUGGUUAUGAUCUCCAAGAGAUCAAGGAUGAGACUCGACAUAGGUGGGUUUGCCGUGAGUGUGUCAAGAAGAAAGACCCGAAGAUCACUGCCCAUCUUGCGUCGGCAACAUUCAACAUUGAGUCUCAUCUUGGGAAUCAGCACAACAUCCACGGCGGCAAAUUACAACCACGCCUAGGGAAAAGGACCAUCGACCAGAUGUUCUCUUUGGCAAGCACCGAGACGCCAGACGUAGAUUUCCAGUUUCGCAAUAGGCUCAAGAAGCAGUUCGAUAAGGCGGUGUUCCAGCGCAACUGGUGCGAUGGAUUGUGGAGACCAACCAAUCCUUCCGAUGCGACCAAUGCCCAUAUUUCUCAGGAUGCGAUUCGACGACGAGUAGCAGAUGAGUAUCAUUUCUUUCGCCUUCACAUCGUCAGAGCUCUGCGACAGAGUCCUAGCGCCGUCCACAUAGCGUUCGAUGGCUGGACUUCGCGAAAUCGGCACCCAUUGUUCGGAGUCGUGGCGUUUUUCUUGGACCAGAGCUUUCGGCCGCGUAAGAUCGUUCUUGGGCUACCCAAUCUUACGGACCGCCAUACCGGCGAAAAUAUUGCCGACAGUGUCCGUGACAUCAUCGAGGCGUUCGAGCUCGGCAAAGAGAAGAUCGGCUACUUCACACUCGACAAUGCCUCCAAUAAUGGCAAACCGAUGGUUCACUUGGCGCAGCAUUUUCAGUGGACCAACGUCAUGUCAAGGCGGAUCCGCUGCUUUGGCCAUGUCAUUCAUUUGGUAGCCAGGGCUAUGCUUCUGGGUAAAGACGACGCGGACGGCGCGAUUGAGUAUGAUCUUGACACCGAUGCACUUGAAAUGUGGGCAAAGCGCGGCCCAAUUGGAAAGCUGCACAGCCUGGUGGUGUGGAGAAACCGCUCAAACAGAGUGACAGAGAUGCUACGGGAUGUCCAACGGCAGGACACGGACAAAAAAUGGCCAGGCUCACUGGACGUCGUCGUGGACAACAAUACCAGGUGGCUUUCUCAGUACUAUAUGAUGGGCCGUGCGCUUCAGCUACGUCCUUGUAUCGAGGUCAUAAUCUCGGACAUCCAGUAUGAAGCUUCCAAGCCAAGGAGGAAGGGAUCCCGCCAACAUUCGUUGCCCCCGUGUCUCGAAGCCGAUGGCUUGCUUACCGAGGACGAUUGGAAGACUAUCGGGUACUACCACAGCAUAUUGCGACAAUUCGAAGCCUGCGUCAAGGACCUGGAAGGGGAUGGGAAACAAAGAAUCCGGAAAGGGGGAAAGGAAGCCGCGUACGGGCUGAUGCAGGACAUCUGCCCUGCGUACGAGUUGUCAAUCGGCCAUUUGGAAGAGGCAAAGCUUGACGCAGACCGUACGCCCGAGCCUGCCCACUUCAGGACAAACAUCAACCUUGCGUGGGCCAAACUGAACAAGUACUAUAGCACUAUUGACCAAUCACCUGCCUAUUACGCCGCAACUGUUCUGCACCCGGCGAUUCGUUGGGACUUCCUCCGUCGAGCGUAUCGCGAGAGACCAGAGUGGAUUGAGAAAGCACAACAGCUUCUCAGCGACAUCUGGCAGGAGUACAAAAUAAAGCGAGCCAAGGAGGCAGAAGAGGCAGUGGAUACCUUCUCUUCGUACUUGGACAGCUUCAAAUCGACGGCGAUGGAAAUUUCUCGGGAAAGCACUGGUGAUGAGCUUGAUCGGUGGCUCCACCUAGCGGAUCCUGUUGAGAAGGACUGCGAUCCAUUCUUAUAUUGGUUCAACAAAAGAUUUGACUAUCCUCGCCUUACGCGUAUGGCCAUAGACAUACUCUCCGUGCCGCCCAUGGCCGCUGAAUGCGAGAGGGUCUUUUCCUCGUGUGGCAACAUGGUCUCGGCGAAACGCUGUCGAUUACAAGCCGAAACAAUCGCUAUCACACAAACCGUACGAUCAUGGCUACGGGCAGGACUAUUGGAUGAUUACGAUGGGCUGCUGAAGGACCUGGUGGAAGUGGAGUUCAACGAGACGUAA
Beauveria bassiana ARSEF 2860 is the source of this 2244-nucleotide messenger RNA. Its product is annotated as transposase-like protein. The transcript has 3 exons. Gene Ontology annotation, molecular function: protein dimerization activity. The coding region runs from base 1 to 2244 and encodes 747 amino acids. The record is from RefSeq and is a predicted model, not a curated record. Lineage: Eukaryota; Fungi; Ascomycota; Sordariomycetes; Hypocreales; Cordycipitaceae.